AUGCCAUUUCCAUUGGCCGCCCAGAGCGCUCUCGUCGCGGCGGCCGUCGCCAUAGCCACCGCCACCGUCCUCCUCCCCUUCCCAUGGACGCCGCCGGCGCCGCGGGACCGCUUCGCCGACAUGGUCCUGGCCAACGCCACCAUCUACACCGCAGACCCCGCCCGCCCCUUCGCCGACGCCAUGGCCGUCCGCGGCGGCCGCGUGCUCCGCGUCGGCACCUACGAGUCCGUCAAGGAGCUCAAGGGUCGCCACACGCAUGAGCUGAGUCUCAGUGGGAACGUGGUGCUGCCGGGGUUCAUCGACUCCCAUGUCCACUUCAUCGAUGGUGGAUUGCAGCUAGCGAGGGUGCCACUUCGAGGGGUCAGAAGCAAAGAUGACUUCAUUGGCAGGGUCAAAGAAGCUGUCAGAGAUAAGCAUCCUGGGCAGUGGAUCUUGGGCGGAGGUUGGAACAAUGAUUUUUGGGGAGGUGAACUCCCUGCUGCUGCUUGGUUGGAUGAUAUAUCACCUGAUAAUCCAGUUUGGCUCUCUCGCAUGGAUGGUCAUAUGGGAGUAGCCAAUUCAUUAGCUAUGAAGAUUGCUGGGAUUGACAAAAACACAAACGAUCCAAUUGGUGGAACUAUAAUACGAACAACCGAAGGAGAGCCUUCUGGUCUUCUAGUUGAUACUGCUAUGAGGCUUAUAUUUGAUGUCAUUGAAAAAGUUUCUAACCAUGAAAGAAGAGAGGCUCUUCUUAGAGCAAGUAAACAUGCCCUAAUGAGGGGAGUGACUACUGUUGUUGAUGUUGGAAGUUACUUCCCUGGGGCCUCAACCGAGAAAACUUGGCAAGAUUUUGCAGACAUCUAUAAAUGGGCUCACUCAAUGGAAAAAAUGGUUAUUAGAGUAUGCUUAUUCUUCCCAAUGCCCACAUGGUCUCGUGUUUCCGAUCUUUUUGAUGAACAUGGUCGAUCGUUAAGUCAGUGGAUCCAUCUAGGUGGUGUUAAAGCUUUCCUUGAUGGUUCUCUGGGUUCUUCAAGCGCAUUGUUCCAUGAUCCUUAUGAGGGUGAUCCUGGUAAUUAUGGUCUGCAAGUGAUAGAUUUCGACAGCUUACUUAAUAGAACACUAGAAUCUGACAAAUCUGGACUCCAGGUUGCCAUACAUGCAAUUGGGGAUAAAGCUAAUGACAUGCUACUGGAUAUGGUUGACAAGGUUGUUGAUUUAAAUGGAGUGAAGGACCGUAGAUUCCGGAUUGAGCAUGCCCAACAUCUGGCUCCAGGUGCAGCAAACCGCUUUGGGAAGCAUGGUAUCAUUGCAUCCGUGCAGGUUUCAGACAUCAACCCCUUGCAAGCUAUCCGAACUGCAAUGUUCCGUAAGCCUCCUGGAUGGGAGGUCCCCUGGAUCCCUGCAGAGCGCUUGACCCUGGAUGAAUCACUAAAAGCGCAUACGAUGUCUGCUGCCUACGCCUGCUUCCUGGACCAUGCCGUGGGCAGCCUUUCUGAAGGGAAAUACGCCGAUUUUGUGGUGCUGCCCUCAACAUCGUGGGACGAAUUCUCCAACGGUGUGCCAGGGCAGGUCCUGGCGACGUACGUGAGCGGCAGGCAGGCCUAUCCAUCAUAG
This is a messenger RNA of Miscanthus lutarioriparius, 1593 nucleotides long. The record is from the annotation of a GenBank genome assembly. NCBI's taxonomy places the organism in Eukaryota, Viridiplantae, Streptophyta, Magnoliopsida, Poales, Poaceae.